AAGAGAUUGGCUCAUGAAGGGGAUAAAAGCUGUCCACCACCUGAAAUCCACCUCCACCGUCGCCUCACAAUCUCCCAACGCCAUAAUUCUUCCGAGCUUAAGCCCAAGAUUCAUCUUUUUCUUCCCGCACACAGUUUUAUCCCCUUCAUUUUCACGCACUCGCUUAAGAAAGCUCGAUCGAGCGCGACAAGUCCCCGGUAUACUCGUCAUCCGCAUCUCGUUCCCAGAUGGCCACGGGAACUUCCGGCGAGAUAAAGUCGGAUCCUUCGCCGGAGGUGGUCAGGUUGAAGCCGAUUGAGGCAACCCCGGAUAGCUUCCGAGAAUUUGGACAGGUGGUGGAGGCCUCGCCGGACGGCGAUGAGUUUGGGCCCCAGGACGCGCAGCUCGACCUUUCCGGCGGAAUUCCCAGGUUUUACAUCAUGCAUCUAAAGGACAGGUCUCUCAGGUUCAAGACUAUUACUCACCACGCAAAUGUAACCCAAUGCUUAGGUUCUAUAGGCGGCAAAAUUUGGUAUCUUGGGGUAGCAAAACCAUCAAUUGCAGAACCAACUGAAGUUAAAGGAACUCUCAAAGCAAAUCUCGAGCAAUCCCACUGUGGCCAUUUUUAUGCCCCACCAGAAGUUGAUGGGGUUCGUGUGUUCAAGAUUUCGGGUCCCAAGUUUGUGAAGCUGAAUCGGGGUACAUGGCAUGCAGGGCCCUUGUUUGUUGAGAAAGAGAUGGAUUUUUAUAAUUUGGAGCUGAGUAAUACAAAUGUAAGUGACCUCUUAUUUUCUGGCUUAUUGUUGUUCUUCUUUGUGAGUUGCUUGCUUGGUGCAGUUUUAAAGUUUGAUGUAGUGAGAGAGGAAAAGUAGCCGGCUUCUUUGUUUGGAGUAAUUACAAAAACUUCACUUGAAGUUUGUCCGAAAUUACACAAUCCGGGCCAUUAUUACAUUUUGAAAAGCUUUAAGGGUGUGGUUUUAAAUAUUUGAAAAGUUGCACCUAAUAUCACAAUCUUUUUCGAAAUUGCAAUUUAAUC
Striga asiatica is the source of this 1015-nucleotide messenger RNA. The record is from the annotation of a GenBank genome assembly. NCBI's taxonomy places the organism in Eukaryota, Viridiplantae, Streptophyta, Magnoliopsida, Lamiales, Orobanchaceae.